Messenger RNA from Rosa chinensis, 1408 nucleotides. Its product is annotated as protein GRAVITROPIC IN THE LIGHT 1. The record is from RefSeq and is a predicted model, not a curated record. Lineage: Eukaryota; Viridiplantae; Streptophyta; Magnoliopsida; Rosales; Rosaceae. Bases 4 to 1353 code for a protein of 449 amino acids. Gene Ontology annotation, biological process: response to red or far red light; negative gravitropism. The transcript has 2 exons.
GGAAUGGCGGGAAGGUUUUGGAAUUUCUCCGAUCUAAUUCAGCAAGUGUCAGCUGCUUGCAACCUCCGCCCACCCGCCUCCUCCGGCAGGAACAGAAGUUCCGGUGACCUAGCUGAUUAUUGUGGCACGAGAGACCAAGAAGCAUACAAGACUCACGAUGAAGAUGAAGAUGAAGAAGAGGAGGAGGUGAUGGGAAUGGAGUUCGUAGUUAUGACAGAAGUAUUCAACGCCGUUUCAGCCAUGACAAUUGCAUACGUGAGCCUACAAGAAGCCCACAACCCAUGGGACCCGGAGAAGCUGAGGGCGGCUGACGUGGCGGUGGUGGGGGAGCUGAGAAGGCUGGGAGAGUUAAGAGAGAGGUACUUGAGGAGAAGAUGUUACGGUGGAGGUAGUGGUGAUAUGCUGAGGGAGGCGGUAGUGCCGUACGAGGCGGCAAUCGAGGAGCUGAAGAGAGAGGUGAAGGCUAGAGACAUGGAGGUUGACAAUCUCAAAGAGAAGCUCAGGAGCAUUAUUGGAGAGACCACUAGCGGGAAGAAGAGCUGGACGUCUCUGUCUAGGAGAAAGGUCAAUUGCAUUACUCAAGUUCCAGCAGCUCCUGCACCAGAAUUGUUCGAGGGGGCAAUGAGCGGAGUUAGAGAGGCAUUAGACACCUUCACUAUAGUUCUCCUCUCUCUCAUGCGUGCGGCUCACUGGGAUAUCGCUGCGGCCGUACGCUCCAUUGAAGCCGCCACUGCCACAGCUAGGAGGAUCAGCGCUUCCUCUGUAAUCCAAACUCAACGUGCCAACGCCAAGUUCGCUCUUCAGUCCUACAUUUCCCGUAAAGUCUUUCAAGGCUUCGACCACGAGAGCUUCUACAUGGAUAACGGCCUCUCCUCAGUUCUCAGCCCAGACCAGUAUCACCGGGACUGCUUCGCCGAAUAUUGUGACAUGAAAAGCAUGGACUCCGCAGAGCUUCUCAAUAUUCAGCCCUCGUGUAACUUUGGGAAGUUUUGCUCCAACAAGUACUUGGCUAUUGUUCAUCCCAAGAUGGAGGAGUCAUUCUUCGGAGACUUGGAGCAGAGACAACAAGUUGUAGAAGGCAGGCAUCCUAGGAGUCAGUUUUACAGGCAGUUCUUGGAGUUGGCUAAGGCGAUGUGGUUGCUUCACUUGCUGGCGUUCUCGCUUGACCCUGCACCAAGUCAGUUUGAGGCUGGCAGAGGAGCUGAUUUUCAUCCAGACUACAUGGAGAGUGUUCUCAAGUCUCCAGGACAAGUUCCUUCGGGUCAAGUUGUUGGGUUUCCCUUAAUUCCAGGGUUCAAGCUUGGCAAUGGGUCGAUUAUUAAGGCCAGAGUUUACCUUGUAUCCAAGAAUUAGACGUCUUGAUUAGUUAUCAAGAAAAGGUCCUAGUACUCCUAUUGUUACUACUGUU